AUGUGGAAGAACUUGAACAAAGUGGUUGGCCGGAAUCACGACACAGAAGGACGUAUAGAGCUCCAGGAUGAACAAGAGGAUCCAACACAAGGCAAAAGUGUCGCAAACAUUUUCAAUGAGUAUUUUUGCACGGUUGGACCCCAGCUAGCCUCAUCUAUUAGCAGCACUCGAGAUAUCAACAAAUUCGGUAGCUUAACUCCAUCAAGUAAUUCCGUAUUCCUGCGUCCAACUACGAGACAAGAAGUAAUAAUAUUGAUCAAAGAAUUGGACGCCAACAAAAGCUGUGGAGCCGAUGAAAUUCCAGCUUCAUUCGUAAAGCAGCAUCACAACAUUUUCUCGGAACUGUUGGAAAAUGUGUUCAACCACUCCAUCGAUACUGGACGCUUUCCGGACUUCCUGAAAAUUGCGAAAGUUAUACCUGUUCAUAAAGGUGGCGAUAAGACCCUUGCAAACAACUAUAGGCCAAUUUCCAUCCUAUCGUACAAAACUCCAGUUCUGUCAGGUAACGGACUGAUCAAACCGCACAUCAUCCGAUGCCCCCAGUGCCGUGCCACCGUCCAGGCCGUACCACCGUCCGUGGCAUCCUGA
This is a messenger RNA of Aedes albopictus (Asian tiger mosquito), 588 nucleotides long. RefSeq lists its product as uncharacterized. NCBI's taxonomy places the organism in Eukaryota, Metazoa, Arthropoda, Insecta, Diptera, Culicidae. Bases 1 to 588 code for a protein of 195 amino acids. The record is from RefSeq and is a predicted model, not a curated record. The transcript is spliced from 2 exons.